This is a messenger RNA of Eutrema salsugineum, 1102 nucleotides long. RefSeq lists its product as uncharacterized. The record is from RefSeq and is a predicted model, not a curated record. Bases 44 to 916 code for a protein of 290 amino acids. The transcript is spliced from 3 exons. NCBI's taxonomy places the organism in Eukaryota, Viridiplantae, Streptophyta, Magnoliopsida, Brassicales, Brassicaceae.
GAAAACAUAAGAAAAAAACAAAAAAGGUCUUCUAAAGGAAAUCAUGGCUCCUGAAUCGCGAGACGUCGAUUCGACGGAAGGAGAAAGCAACGAUCUGGAGACGAGGAAAUCGACGGAAUCCAUGGAAAGCACCGAUUUGGAGACGACGAAAUCGACGGAAUCCAUGGAAAGCACCGAUUUGGAGACGACGAAAUCGACGGAAUCCAUGGAAAGCACCGAUCUGGAGACGAAAAAAUCCAUGGAAAGCACCGAUCUGGAGACGACAAAAUCGACGGAAUCCAUGGAGGAAUCUACGGAGGAAUGUCGGAGUGGGUACAAACGCAAGGCAGAGAUGCCUGCGGAUUCUGGUUCAAGCGAAGACGAGGAUGAGAUGAAGGAGGAAGACAGCUGCGAGAGUGACCAAGCAUGGGGAGUUGAUAGCUUCGAUGAUACAGAGUAUGAACCCGAUACUGAGGAUGACGACGAUGAUUUUGAAUGGAAUCGAUACUUGCGCCAUGUUUACAACAGCCGGGGUUUUAAGGUGGAUAGAGAAAUCGUUCCUAGACGACCUUUUCAAGGAUUCCGUCCUUUCAAUUUCGAUGCUCCGUUUCUGCCCAACAUCGACGCACGCGAGUACAUGGAUAACAUGGUGAAGCUGGCUCUUGAUAAAUACAACCAACAGAAUGGAACCAAUGUCACGUGUGACCAUAUCGUGAGGGUCGUGGUGAAAUGGAUCAUUGGAGUCAAAUCCUACAUAACCUUCAUGGCUAGGGAGUCUCCUCAUGGGGAUCUCAUCGAGUAUCAAGCAAAGACUCAGUGGAAAGUGUGGCAGAAUCAUGCUCAUCCCAUCCUCUGCAGACCUUCUCCUCCUAUGAAACCUCUUCCAGAAAGAUACUUAUUCAAUCCUCUCGAGAAACCCCAAGAGCGACGCUACUGAGCUUGCUGCUGCCAGGAUUCAAGAAACCGAGUUAGAAAGCCAGUUCACAUCCUAUCAUACAAGUCUUAUUUAUGACAAUUGAACUUAUGUUUAUGUAAGCUUUUAAUCUGUAAGACCUUCAAUCUACUUGUUGGCACUUAGGUGUCCCGUGUAUUAUUAAUAAAUUUUAUCUAGUUUCUUUUGAUA